UCAAUCGAUUCAGUAUACCAAGUAAGACCUGAGAGAAGUUUAAAGGAAUUACAUAUUUGAAAUUUUAGUAGCAUAAAUAUGUCUAAUUCUUUGGUCACCAAACCGUUGGCAAUAUUUUUUAUUGCAUUUUCUUUACUUGCGACUUGUAAUCAAAGGACGAAUGCGCAAGCGAUUAAACGCCCGGCGGUUAAAGCCUGUGAGGCAUUAGACAAUGGACUACAGCCGAAUUCAAUACCGCGCACACCUGAGGGUAGUGCUGCGUUGCCCGGAAAAUAUCCCUACGUGGCACUUAUUGGGCAUGAAAAUGAAAAGGGCACUAUCGAAUUUCGUUGCGGUGGCGCCUUGAUUGAUAAACGUUUCGUGCUAACCUCAGCUGCCUGCUUAGUACAUGGUAAACCGACGAUAGUGCGUUUGGGUAUCACAAGUCUUGAUGAUGUGGCACAAAGCGGUGGCAUGGUGGAGCGUAAAAUCAAGGCUAUUCAUGUGCAUCCUGAACAUACUGUGGCUGCUGCAUACAACGAUAUCGGUUUGAUCGAAUUGGAUGGUGACGUCAAGUAUUCUACUUUGGUGUACCCCGUUUGCUUGCAUACCGGUGCAGCAAUCCCUGAAAACAAUACUGAGUUGUAUGCCACACGUUGGGGUGUCAAUUGUCAACUCGCUGUGAGUGCAGCACGCGUGCAGCUUCUUUCGAAUCCAUUGUGUCGCAAUGCAUUCAGUGAGUUGAUAAAGAAACGUACAGUCGAUGAUAUACGUUCUACACAGUUGUGUGCACACAAUGUUAAUCCCUCGGCGGAUGAUUGUAGUACUGCAGUAGAUUCAUUUGGUCUGCGCAGUGAAGUGCCGGACGUGCUUACUAGAGUAUCUGAGUAUUUAGAUUUCAUUGAGCCUAUAGUCUGGCCUAGUUCUAAUGAAAAUUGAUAUAUUUUCGUAAUUAAUAAAUAACAAUAAAUAAGCUAUUCAAAAAA
Molecule: messenger RNA, 965 nt
Organism: Zeugodacus cucurbitae (melon fly)
Lineage: Eukaryota; Metazoa; Arthropoda; Insecta; Diptera; Tephritidae
Product: serine protease Hayan-like
Exons: 3
Coding region: 79-918 (279 amino acids)
Biological process (GO): proteolysis
Molecular function (GO): serine-type endopeptidase activity
Source: RefSeq, a predicted model, not a curated record